Molecule: messenger RNA, 507 nt
Organism: Cydia pomonella (codling moth)
Lineage: Eukaryota; Metazoa; Arthropoda; Insecta; Lepidoptera; Tortricidae
Exons: 2
Coding region: 1-507 (168 amino acids)
Source: RefSeq, a predicted model, not a curated record
AUGGUGGUACCUCAUAUUGGCAGCGACGCCGACGCGGCGACCAUCCGGAUGGUGGUACCUCAUAUUGGCACCGACGCCGACGCGGCGACCAUCCGAAUAGUGGUACCUCAUAUUGGCAGCGACACCGACGCAGCGACCAUCCGGAUGGUGAUACCUCAGAUUGGCAGCGACGCCGACUUGGCAACCAACCGGAUGGUCUGGUACCUCAUCAGCGACGCCGACUCGGCGACCAUCCGGAUGGUGGUACCUCAUAUUGGCAGCGACACCGACGCGGCGACCAUCCGAAUAGUGGUACCUCAUAUUGGCAGCGACACCGACGCAGCGACCAUCCGGAUGGUGAUACCUCAGAUUGGCAGCGACGCCGACUUGGCGACCAACCGGAUGGUCGUACCUCAUAUUGGCAGUGACGGCGACGCGGCGACCAUCCGGAUGGUGGUACCUCGUCAGCGACGCCGAUUCGGCGACCAUCCGGAUGUUGGUACCUCGUCAGUGACGCCGACGCGUUAG